UGAUGAUGAUGAUGAUGAUGAUGAUGAUGAUGAUGUGUUUCUCCGUGGGCUUCGGGCCGAGAGGUGAAGUGAAGAAGAGCUCGAGAUGAUGAAGAAUGACUGAAUGAGGCACGCGUCUGGCGCAGAAACUUCCAGAAGUCCAGAUGGAGCAGGAUGUCGAGAGCAUCACGGCCCGACAGCCCAAUCUGCCCAAGCAGGCGCGAGAAGAUUUCUCCAAACCGCUGCAGGAGCGAGAGCGCGCCAAGGUCCAGCGCUACGUACGCAAAGACGGCAAGUGCAACGUCCACCACGGAAAUGUGCGCGAGACAUACCGCUACCUGACGGACAUCUUCACCACGCUGGUGGACCUGAAGUGGAGGUUCAACCUCUUCAUCUUCGUGCUGGUUUACACCGUGACGUGGCUGUUUUUCGGCUUCAUGUGGUGGCUGAUCGCGUAUAUACGAGGAGAUCUGGACCACAUCGGAGACAACCAGUGGACUCCUUGCGUCAACAACCUCAAUGGCUUUGUGUCAGCGUUCUUGUUCUCUAUAGAAACGGAGACGACCAUCGGGUACGGCCACAGGGUGAUCACUGACAAGUGUCUGGAGGGCAUUGUCCUUCUGCUGGUGCAGUCGGUGCUGGGCUCCAUCGUCAACGCCUUCAUGGUGGGCUGCAUGUUCGUGAAGAUCUCGCAGCCCAAGAAGCGCGCAGAGACUCUGGUGUUCUCCACCAAUGCCGUCAUCUCCGUGCGCGACGGGCGACUUUGUCUGAUGUUUCGCGUCGGGGACCUGCGGAACUCGCACAUCGUGGAGGCGUCGAUCAGAGCCAAACUGAUCAAGUCCAAACGGACGAAGGAGGGAGAGUUCAUUCCCCUCAACCAAACGGACAUGAACGUGGGAUACGACACCGGCGACGACCGGCUCUUCCUGGUGUCUCCACUCAUCAUCUGCCACGAGAUCAACCGGCACAGUCCGUUCUGGGAGAUCUCCAAACAACAUCUGGCCAAGGAGGAGCUGGAGAUCGUGGUCAUCCUGGAGGGCAUGGUGGAAGCCACAGGAAUGACGUGUCAAGCGCGGAGCUCAUACGUGGCCAGCGAGAUCAAGUGGGGUUACCGCUUCAUGCCCGUCCUGACUCUGGAAGACGGUUUUUACGAGGUCGACUACAACAGCUUCCACAAUAUCUAUGAAACCAACACGCCGAGCUGCAGCGCACGAGAGCUGGCGGAAAUGAUGGCGCGUUCUCGCCUGCCGCUCACAUGGUCGGUGGCGAGUAAACUGGGUCAACAGGGUCUGCUGGACUCGUGGGACAAACCGCCGGAGAAGAGCAGAGACACCGACGAGCUGACGGAGAGAAACGGAGACAUCACCAACAUAGAGAACGAGUCAAAAGUGUAGGACAAAACGAGAAUCGCUCGCCUCUCCUCUGCACUAUUGGACGAUUAGCUGAGGUCAGAGGUCAGCUCAGGAAAGCGCCCCACAGUCGGGAUGAUGUCACAGACUCCUCCCAUCUCAAGGGUUCUCUCUACACAAACUCUCGGGCGACUGGAGAGUUUCUUUUCUUAAAGAUAAGAAAUGAUAUUUUCCAAGAUUAACCCUAUAAAUCAAUAUGCAGUAUAUAUAGAGAGAUCUAUUCUAGGGCAUUUUUGGUAU
This is a messenger RNA of Xyrauchen texanus (razorback sucker), 1628 nucleotides long. Its product is annotated as G protein-activated inward rectifier potassium channel 2-like. The record is from RefSeq and is a predicted model, not a curated record. Bases 144 to 1373 code for a protein of 409 amino acids. Gene Ontology annotation, molecular function: G-protein activated inward rectifier potassium channel activity. The transcript has 3 exons. Gene Ontology annotation, biological process: potassium ion import across plasma membrane; regulation of monoatomic ion transmembrane transport. Gene Ontology annotation, cellular component: plasma membrane. NCBI's taxonomy places the organism in Eukaryota, Metazoa, Chordata, Actinopteri, Cypriniformes, Catostomidae.